AUGGAAAAGAAAUAUAUGUUCUUAAUUUGCGAGUUACCUUAUCAAAUAAUAUUUAAACUACAGCAAAUUUUUUUAGCGCAAUGUAUUAUUUGCUACAAGAAAGGCGGUGUUUUUCAUAGUAAUACUCAAAGGCGUCCAUUUUGUUGCAAAUUAUUUAGCGUUGUUAAGUUAAUUCUUUUUAAUUUCUUUUUCACAAUGGUAGAUAAAGUAGAUAUGAGUCUUGCUGACAUAAUUAAGCAGUCCAAACAGGGAAGAGGCACUAAUCGUAGAAGAAGAGGAAAUACCAGAGCCUUUGGUGGCGGAAAUCGGCGUUCUAGGGGAUCUCUUAGAAACACUGUAGGUGGUGGAGCUCUUCGAUCCCGCCGGUCUGCUAAUUUAAGGUCUCCUUACAGUAGAGGUACGGGAGACAUAGAAAGCAGGUGGCAACAUGACAUGUUUGACGGUUUUGCUCCGGUGAGGUCACCAAGAGGAGUUCAAGGCGCGAUGGGCCCAGCCAAAUUAUUAAUUUCAAAUUUGGAAUUUGGUGUUUCCGAUUCAGAUGUUACAGAGUUAUUUGCAGAAUUCGGACCAUUGAAAUCAGCGGCUGUUCACUAUGAUCGAUCAGGUAGAUCAUUGGGAACAGCUGAUGUCAUAUUUCUUAGGCGAGAAGAUGCCAUCAAAGCCAUGAUGCAAUAUAAUAGUGUACCUUUAGAUGGAAGGCCUAUGAAUAUUCAAUUAAUAACAUCAGAAGUUCCAUCAUUUGGAGGAAACAAACAAGGAGUUCGUCAAGGAAGAGUUCAGAAAGCUGGUGGAAGGCAAGGUUUUCAAAGGGGAAGAGGUAAUCGUAGAAGUGGUGACGGAAGAGGAAAUGCAAAAAAUCAAGAUCGUCAAUUAACGGCAGAAGAAUUAGAUGCAGAGUUAGAUGCUUAUGCCAAAAAACAAAAUAAAAUUGUGAGUGUAGUGUUGUAA
Molecule: messenger RNA, 948 nt
Organism: Pediculus humanus corporis (human body louse)
Lineage: Eukaryota; Metazoa; Arthropoda; Insecta; Psocodea; Pediculidae
Product: THO complex subunit, putative
Exons: 4
Coding region: 1-948 (315 amino acids)
Biological process (GO): mRNA export from nucleus
Cellular component (GO): nucleus
Molecular function (GO): mRNA binding
Source: RefSeq, a predicted model, not a curated record